GGCUGAAGCAGUAUUGAAGAAAGGUGCAAAGGUUUGUAUCGCAGAUGUCAAGAGGGAUCAAGGGAUGGCAACGGCCAGGGAACUACAAACUUCCAGUGGAGCUGAUAAUGUCUUCUUUGUGAAGUGUGACGUGACAAAUGUUGCUGAAUUUGAGGAUGCUUUCAAAGCUGCCGUCUCGAAAUUUGGUCAUGUUGAUGUAAUGUGCAACAAUGCAGGCAUCAUGGAUGAACGGAUAUGGGAAAAACAGCUGGAAAUCAACUUCCUGUUGUUCGGGGGGACCAUGAUGGCGCUAAAUCACAUGAGGAAGGAUAAAGGGGGAAGAGGCGGCGUCAUCAUCAACACUGCGUCAUUGGCAGGUUUGGUGCCUACAAUGUGGUUCCCUGCUUAUGGAGCCAGUAAGAGCGCUGUUUAUCACUUCACGUCGAGUUGGGCACAAAACCCUGACAUGAAGGCUGCCGAAGUUCGACUGGCCAGUAUCUGCCCUAUGGGUGCUAAGACGGCUCUUAUGGACUUAGAUGAAGACCAGAUCGUACAAUAUGCACACUUCAAGCAGACUAUGGAACGUACUGAGUAUUGCACGGUAGACCAGGUGGUUAGCGCAUUCCUGAUGGCAAUGGAGGACGACACCAUCAACGGCAUAGCCCUCACAAUCAGAGCCAAAGAAGGUGUGGAGAAGAAGAAGUUGAGCAUGGUCCCGGUGGAAUAAUACCACGACACGUACCAUACCACGACAUCCCCCAACCCCACUCAAAUACGAAACAAUAGUAUUGAAAGUUAGCAAAAUAUUGAAAACUAUUACGUUUGAUUUUGGGGUGCUUAUUAGUGCUGAAGUGAACAAAAUAUUUUCCUUGUAACUGCCUCAGCUUAGUUUGUAUGUAUGUUAUUUAACGUCGCUUUUAGCAAAUCCCAGCUAUACGACAGCUGUCUUUAAAUUAAUCGAGUCUGGCCCAGACAAUCCAGUGAUCAACAGCAUGUACAUCAAUCUUAGCAAUUGUGUUACGAUGACAUUUGUUAACCAAGUGAGCUAGCCUGACCACCCGAUUCCUUUAGUCGCCUCUUACAAGCAUGGGUUGCUGAAGACCGACUCUAACCUGGAUAUUCACGGGUCUUAAACGCCUAGCAGUUUUAUUCAGGUUUACAUCAUUUAAACAGAUAAACCAGUUAAAACGAAAAAUAUGUAUAAAAAGAUGGGUCUAAAGAUAGCUAUAUACAGAGCUUGGAAUCUUUGUCAUAAGGCAAACUGCACUAAACAUAUGGGAGAUAUGAGUGAUUGUUGACAUUUUGUGAAUAAAACAUAUUACAACAUCGUG
Molecule: messenger RNA, 1310 nt
Organism: Haliotis rubra (blacklip abalone)
Lineage: Eukaryota; Metazoa; Mollusca; Gastropoda; Lepetellida; Haliotidae
Product: 15-hydroxyprostaglandin dehydrogenase [NAD(+)]-like
Exons: 7
Coding region: 65-706 (213 amino acids)
Cellular component (GO): cytoplasm
Molecular function (GO): oxidoreductase activity, acting on the CH-OH group of donors, NAD or NADP as acceptor
Source: RefSeq, a predicted model, not a curated record